This is a messenger RNA of Carassius gibelio (silver crucian carp), 1606 nucleotides long. RefSeq names its product Rac family small GTPase 3b (gene rac3b). Gene Ontology annotation, cellular component: cell projection; cell cortex; plasma membrane. Gene Ontology annotation, molecular function: protein kinase binding; GTP binding; GTPase activity. The record is from RefSeq and is a predicted model, not a curated record. Gene Ontology annotation, biological process: motor neuron axon guidance; establishment or maintenance of cell polarity; cortical cytoskeleton organization. Bases 466 to 1044 code for a protein of 192 amino acids. The transcript is spliced from 6 exons. NCBI's taxonomy places the organism in Eukaryota, Metazoa, Chordata, Actinopteri, Cypriniformes, Cyprinidae.
AAAAAAGGAGAGUCAGUUUACAUUUUUUGAUUGAACUAUUUUUAUUCCUUACCCUCUGCUACUUGUAAAACAUACUGUACUAUAAAUAAAUAUUUGCAUAAGUGAUGAAAGGUCACGUGACAAACAUCUAGCCUACCACUUUUAUAAAAUAUUUAGUGUCUUUUAACUCCAACUGUUACAAUUGCUAUAAAAAACUUUAAUAGUAGGACAUAUUCCGUGGUGUUCAGCAGCUACUGUUCAAUCCUGUUCGUAAGCGAUGAUUCGACGCUGUGUGGGCUCCUGUCUCUUUAAAUCUCCUCGGGUUUUCCCGGAGAGUCUCGGUGAGGUUCGCUGUCAAAAGCGCUGCUGCAAAGAGGGCAGAGACCGUGUUUGUGCAGAUAUCUAUCAUUUCUCGUGUUAAGUGGGUGCUGUGGCGUAAUAAAACACAUUUACUCCUGUGAAGUGAAGCAAACUGCCUCUCCACAAAUGCAAGCUAUUAAAUGCGUGGUUGUCGGCGACGGGGCGGUGGGUAAAACCUGUCUCCUGAUCAGCUACACCACAAAUGCCUUCCCUGGCGAGUACAUCCCUACAGUGUUUGAUAACUACUCUGCCAAUGUGAUGGUCGAUGGCAAACCGGUCAACCUUGGCUUAUGGGAUACAGCGGGACAGGAAGACUACGAUCGCCUCCGUCCCCUCUCGUACCCGCAGACGGAUGUGUUUUUGAUAUGCUUCUCAUUGGUGAGCCCAGCAUCCUUUGAGAACGUCCGUGCAAAGUGGUACCCCGAGGUGCGACAUCACUGCCCCAACACACCCAUCAUCCUAGUUGGCACCAAACUGGAUCUGCGAGAUGAUAAGGACACCAUCGAGAGGCUGCGGGACAAAAAGCUGUCGCCCAUCACCUACCCUCAGGGUCUGGCCAUGGCCCGAGAGAUCGGUGCAGUGAAGUAUCUGGAGUGUUCUGCUUUGACUCAGCGCGGUCUAAAGACUGUAUUUGACGAAGCCAUCCGCGCCGUCCUCUGCCCUCCACCCGUCAAAAAACGCGGCAAGCGCUGCACUCUCUUCUGAGUAAACGCCACAACAGUUCCUGGCACUCCACACAAAACUACAAUAUUUUUAAUCAGCCUCUUGGAGAAUAUACUGUACUACUCUCACAGGUUCGGUGACAGCCGUCCAUCAAGUUCUAAUGCACAUUACAUGAAGAUGAACCAUUGGCUAGAUGCGUCCAGUCGGAGGGAAACCUUGUUGUAGAUGACGUUUGUUUUAGUUCUUCACAGCCUCACACGCCCAGAGACGUAAUAUUCCAUUUCAGAUCGUUUAGAUGAGAAGUUUUAGUGGUACGGUGUAAUUGUUGACAUACUGUAAGGAAGUGUUUCUUGGUGUUGUAAAGGAAGCCUGUCAAAGAAAUGGAAUCGUGUAUAAAGCUAACCAUUCGCAGUAUUAGCAUUGCUGACGGCAUUAAAGUCAACAUGAAACCACAUUCGUGAGACAUAACAGGAUAUUCAGUGAAAAAGAAAUGUUGCAAAUGUUUGGAAUGUGAGAAGUGUCGGUGGUCAUGGAAGGGUUAACGUUUUGCAUACCUUCUCACUAAGUUUUAUAUAUAUAUAUAUAUAUAUAUAUAUAUAUAUAU